Messenger RNA from Ogataea haglerorum, 2349 nucleotides. RefSeq lists its product as uncharacterized. Bases 1 to 2349 code for a protein of 782 amino acids. The record is from RefSeq and is a predicted model, not a curated record. Lineage: Eukaryota; Fungi; Ascomycota; Pichiomycetes; Pichiales; Pichiaceae. The transcript is spliced from 2 exons.
AUGGCAAAUCGUAACACUGCACAUCCAUCCCUCAUGUACGCCCGUGUCUCGUCCGCCGCGCGCCGCCGCCCUGUGCUCCUGCAGCCCGUCUGGACCCGCGCGCCGCUCAGCACGAGCACACGCGCUCUCCACGAGCACCAGCACUCCGGCAGCCCGCCGCCAACACCCCGUGUUCCACCCCAGUCCGGCUGGUCCAAAGUGAAGGACUUUUUCAACCCGCACCUCCCGAUAUCGCAUCUCGGCGGCCACUCGCACUCGCACGCGGCCCCGCACGCGCACUCGCACGGCGCCGACGCGUCGAAGCUCUACGACACCAAGGACUGGGCCAACGAGGGCGUCAAGAUCACCUGGGUAGGACUCGGAGUUAACGUCGCCAUGGCCGUGUCCAAGUUUGCCGGCGGGCUGUACUUCCACUCGCAGGCUCUCGUUGCCGACGCCGUCCACGCCCGAGCUGUAUCCGUUUGGCUUCGGCAAGGUGGAGACGCUCGGCUCGUUUUUCGUGUCGGCGAUUCUGCUGUACGCGGGGCUCCAGAUCGGCUGGGGCUCUCUGAUCGACAUCCUGACGCCGGUCUUGCCGCACAGCGUCAUGGACGUGCUGGCGUACUUGCCCGUCCACUCGCACAGCCACAGCCACACGCACGACGCAGGGCACGCGCACGACGCGGCGACACAGACCGUCCAGACCGCAGACAUCAACGCCGCGUGGUUGGCGCUGGCGUCCAUCGCCGUCAAGGAGUGGCUGUUCCGCGCGACCCGCAACGUGGGCGUGCGGCUCAACUCCAAGGUGCUGAUUGCCAACGCGUGGCACCACCGCGUCGACUCGCUCACGUCGGUUGUGGCGGUGCUCACCAUCUCGUCGGGCUACUUCCUCAACAUCUACUGGCUAGAUUCCGUGGGCGGCCUGAUAGUGUCGGUGCUGGUGAUGAAGGUGGGCAUUUCCGGGAUGUUCCAGUCGUUCAAGGAGCUCAUCGACAAGGCGCUGCCGGCGUCGGACCCGCGCUACCAGAGCCUGCGCGAGCUCACCGACGCGCAGCUUGCGCGCGAAAACGGCAACCUCAAGGUGAAAAAGCUGUCCGUGCUGCCGUCGGGCACCAACCUCAACGUGAUCGUCGACGUCUCGGCCAACCAGAAGGACUACACCAACCACCUCACGCUCGAGCAGAUGAGCCACAUCGGCGAGAGCCUCAAAAAACAGCUCAAGCUCAACCACGACAACCUCAAGACCGUGUCGGUGCAGUUUGUGCCGCACGAGGACAAACACUAGAUUCUGUAUUAAAUGCUACUUCCCGAGCCACACUUCUUGCCGCCGUCUGCAACGAGGCGGCCUGUAAACAUGUCCAUCUGCGCCGGGUCCACGCCAAAGCCCAGCGCGCCCGUGCGCACGUACACGUACAGCUUGUGCCCGGCGAAAAAAAGCGCAACCACGAACGCCCCCAGAUACACCUUGAAGAACUUCUCUGCGCUCGCGGCGCCCUCAACGGGCAGCACGGCGAUCCACAGCUGCGCCGCCAGCACCACCACGCCGAAGCCAAAACACACGUACGCGCCCCACAGACCCGUGCGCGACACGUAGCACAGGUCACGUGUGCUCUGCCCGUGCGCGGCAAGGCCGCUGCGGAAGCGGAUCAGCGAGAACCCGAUCGAGCACCACGUCAGCAGCGAGCUGAGCCCGGACAGCGCGAGCAGCCACGAAAACAGGAUCUGUGCGCCGUUGCCGACCAGCGACACGUAGCUCAGACACCCGAACGCCAGCGUCACGCCGAUGGCCACCAUCGGCCGGCCGCCCUGGUCAACAAAGCCGAAGCAGCGCGGCGCCAUGCCUGCCUUGGCCAGCGACACCAGCGUGCGCGACGUGGCGUAGAUCGCCGAGUUCCCCACCGACAGGAUGGAAAUCAGGAUCGCCACGUUCAUGAUCGACGGGAGCACGGGGAUUCCCGCGUUGCGGAUCGCAAUCACGAACGGCGAGCUGUUGGCGCCCCCCUCGCCGCGGGCCACGAGCCGCGGCUCGUUGUACGGCACCAGCAGCCCGACCAGGGUGAGCGAGCUGAUGUAGAAGAACAGAAUCCGCCAGAACACCUGUUUGGACGCCUUGGGGAUCGACUUGACCGGGUUUGGUGUUUCUGCUGCGCACAGGCCGCACAGCUCUGUGCCGCUAAAGCUGAAGGCGGCGGUGACAAACACGGCGACAAUGCCCUUGAACCCUGCUGGCGUGAACGGCCCCGGGUCUUUCCAGUAGCGGUCGAGGAUGGCUGCGUGGUGGGGCACUCCGCCGAACAGGAUCACCAGCCCCGUGACCAGAAAGCCGAAAAUAGCAACGAUCUUGGUCACCGAAAACAGCACCUCGGCUAG